UUUGAGACUGAAAGGGUGUCUCUCUCUUUCUGUCUCAACCAUUUCCCUCUUCACUCAGGACCCCUUCGUCUGUACAUCUCUUAUCGGGGACCUUAUCACUGCUUUGCUCAGCUACCUUCCCUCGGGAGGUGCUGGAAAAGCCAGCAAGGGGAAUUUACCAGGAGGAUAAUGACCAAAAGUCCAGCUUGUAGGCAUUUUACAUAACAGUUUUUUUCCCUCAAAAAACUAAUACAUUGGAGCACAACUACUUCAGCUCAGGGUGUCCCCUUUCUUUCUUCUGAAGAUGAGGAGGCAUCGGUUGUUACCGUUCUGUGCGCUUCUGGGUGUCCUGUUUGCAGGAUUUCUCCCUAAACUUGAUGCUCAGGAAGAUUGUGCACAAGGGUUGGCAGCUGAUGUAUACUUUCUAGUGGAUUCAUCUUGGAGUAUGGGACAGGAGAACUAUGAGCAUGUCAGACAUUUUCUGUACAGCUUGAUACAAUCGCUGCACAAGGUUGGAGAGGACAGGUUUAAAUUUGCCCUUGUGCAGUACAAUACCAGGCCUGAGACUGAGUUCCAGCUCAACAGCUACCCAACAACACAGGGAGUCCUGGCACACAUCAAGGCUAUGUCUUAUCGUGGUGGGGGCACCCGCACUGGCCUGGGCCUGGAAUUCUUGAUACGUACACACUUGACUGCUGCAUCGGGCAGCCGGGCUGCUGAAGGAGUGGCGCAGGUGGUGGUGGUGCUAACAGAUGGGCGAUCCCAGGAUGACGUGGUCGAGCCAGCUCAGGUCCUGCGGAUGGCAGGCGUGGAGGUGUUUGCAGUUGGAGUUCAGGAUGCAGUGGAGUUGGAGCUCAGGGAGAUGGCUAGUCAGCCUCCCGACACUCAUGUAUUCAGUGUAGACUCAUUCCUCUCCUUGCGGGAUAUAAUCCAAGAUUUAGUAGUCAGUCUUUGCGGCGCAGUGACCCAGUCAUGGGGGGCUCCUGUGGCAAAUGAGGCCCCUGUGGCUGGAGGAGGGACAGCACAAGAUUCAGCUGACCUAGUAUUCUUAAUUGAUGGAUCACAGAACGUUGGAGCAGCAAACUUCCCCUUUGUGCGUGAUUUGGCUUUGAGAAUCAUUGAGCCCCUUGAUGUGGGCAGGGACACUGUUCGGGUGGCCUUGGCCCUAUACAACUCCCACCCAGAGAUAAAGUUCUAUCUAAAUAGCUAUGACAGCAAAUCGUCAGUCCUGGAAGCCGUGAAGGCCCUUACCUACUCAGGGGGCGACGAAUCUAACCUUGGGGCUGCCUUGGAGGAAGUGGCCGAAAACAUAUUGGGCCAAACAGCUGGGGGCAGGGCAGAUGAGGGUGUGCCACAGGCGCUGGUGGUUAUAAGUGCUGGGCCAUCCACAGACGAUACUGGUGCUGGUGACCGGGCCCUUAAGAGGGCUGGCGUCAUCACGGUCGGCAUGACGAUUGGUGACACCGCCACUGCAGAUCUGGAAGCAGUAGCUACAGACAAAAGUUUUGUCCUGUCAGCACCUGAUUUCAGAGCAGUGGCAAACAUGGGUCCCCAGCUGCUCCCAUACAUUUACGGGGUGGUCCAACGCACCAUUAUAGUACAGAAUGAGUUCACAGAAGUCUUGACAGUUGGAAAACGAGACAUCAUUUUCCUUAUUGACAGUACAAUGGGUGCAACGCUGAUCAACUCUGUGCGCGAAUUCAUCAAGCGGUUUGUCGACACCAUGCCAAUUGGUCCUGACGAUGUUCAAGUGGGUGUGGCCAUGUUCAGCAAUGUUCCUCGACUUGAGAUGGAUCUCAACUCCCAUGGAUCCAGAGACGCCGUGACUGCUGCCUUGGGCACUAUCAAACCAAGACCUGGACAGACAGUCAAUAUUGGAGCAGCUUUGGACUUUGUGCGAACGAAUAUGAUACGGCCUGAGAAGGGCAGUCGUAUUCAACAGGGGAUACCCCAACUUUUACUAUUGAUGACCAGUAAAGUGUCCAGUGACAAAGUGGAUGAACCUGCCAAGGCCUUGCUUAAAAUGGGUGUAUUGACUCUGGCUGUAGGCUCCAAGACUGCUACUCGGGAGGAACUGAGUCAUAUUGCCUUUGCUGACAGCGUUGUGUUUAUUCUGAAGGACUUCCGUUCACUCCUUCGCCAACCCAACCCAAGACCAAUUAUUGAUGCACUCUCCACUCUAGCUGGGGUGGUUGUGACUGAAGUACCAACUGAGCCAGUGGUGGAGAUAACCACUGUGCAGACUCAAAAAGUGGUCAGAGACAUUGUCUUCCUUGUGGAUGGCUCAGACUACAUUGGCAACACUAACUGGCCCUAUGUGAGAGACUUCAUAAUCAAUGUGGUCAACCAGUUAGAUGUACGCCCUGACAGGGUCCAGAUUGGUCUCCUGCAGUUUGCUGAAGAUCCAAAAAUUGAAUUUUAUUUGAACUCUCACCGCACCAGGCAAGAUGUUGUGAAUAAAAUCUCUCAACUCAGGCUGACUGGAGGCUCAGUUUUGAAUACAGGAGCUGCCUUGAAUCAUGCCCUCUCCAAAAUGUACAAACAAUCAGUUGGGUCACGCAAGAGGCAAGGAGUCCAGCAGGUGUUGGUUCUGAUCACAGGAGGUCCAUCCCAGGAUGAGGUCAAGGGAGUAGCUAAUGACUUGGCUGUCAAUCAAGUUUUGACCUUCACAGUCAGUUCUGGGCAAGCAGAUGACACCCUCCUGAAAACAGUUGCCUUUGUUCCAGAAUUGGCUUACCAUGAAAGAAGCUUCUCUAAUUUACCAGCUAUGGCAGAAGUAAUCAUGCCAACGUUGAUAACAGUGGUUGGCGAUACACAUGUGAGCUCUGUCCCAGAGGAAACAGAAGAGCCUGUUACUGUUACCGGAAGGGAAAGGGAUGUUGCCUUCCUCAUUGAUGGCACAGACAAUGUUCGAGCAGACUUUGCCUAUGUCAAGGAUUUUAUAAUCAAAGUAAUUCAACCACUCGACAUUGGAACUGACAGGGUAAGGAUUUCAGUGGUUCAACACAAUGAGAGGCCAACCCCAAGUUUUUACCUCAACACUUACCAAUCCAAAGAUGAUGUGAUAAAUGCUGUCAACUCAAUGACACCCUCUGGUGGACGAAGUCUAAACACAGGAUCUGCUCUAAGAUUCAUGAAGGAAACCAUCUUGUCUGAAGCUUAUGGUAGCCGAGCUGCCCAAAACGUCCCUCAGUUUCUAAUCGUUUUGACUGGAGGCAGGUCCAGGGACAAUGUGAAGGAGCCUGCUGGUGCACUGAAGACAGAGGGAGUCGUACCAUUUGGUGUUGGUGUCAAGGAUGCAGACCCAAAGCAGAUUGAGGCCAUCUCUCACAACCCUUCCUUUGCCUUCAAUGUGAAGGAAUUCAGUGAGCUUAGCACCGUACCACAAAGGCUCAAUAACUAUGUGAGCCUUCCCAGGGAAGAGCUAACCCUUGUCCUGCAGCAAGAACAAAGUGAUGCCUUAAAAAGAGAUUUUGUGUUCCUACUGGAUGGCUCUGAUAACACACGAAAUGGAUUCCCAGAUAUAAAGCUCUUUGUUAAGAGUAUAGUGGAGAGCAUCUCUGUCAGUGAAGGCCAAGACAGAGUAUCUGUGGUUCAGUUUGCUGAUAUCCCUGAGGUCAGCUUUUAUCUAAAUUCUCACAAGACAAAGAAUGACAUCAUAAAUGCCAUAGAAAAUUUAAGGCACAAGGGUGGAAGGCGCCUUAAUAUUGGGGAAGCUCUCCAGUUUGUGAGACACAGUGUCUUCACUUCCUCCACUGGCAGUAGAAGACUGGAGGGAGUUCCCCAAAUUUUAAUUCUCCUAAGUAGCAAACCUUCUACUGAUAAUGUAAGAGGCCCAGCAUUUGCUCUUAAAGAGCAUGAAAUUGUGUCAGUGGGAGUUGGAGUGGGAGAUGCCAGUCUUUCAGAGUUGGAAAUGAUUGCCUUCAAACCUGGUUUUACAUACAAGGUCAAUGGUUUUUCCAAGUUGCCCUCAAUCCAAUCACAACUUGUUGCUACACUGAACAUAAACAAAGCAACUCAGGAAACCAUGACUGGAACCUCUGAUUUAUUAGGAAGCAAAAAGAGGGACAUAGUGUUUCUACUUGAUGGGUCAGAUGGCUCCAGAAAUGGACUUCCUGCUUUUCGAGAAUUCAUCAGAAGAAUGGCCGAAGAGCUAGACAUUGAUGAAGACAAAGUUCGAGUGGCAGUUGUAUUGUAUAGUGAUAACACAACAGUAUACUUCAACCUAAAAACUCACAGAUCCAAAACGGCCAUAAUUUAUGCUGUAAGAAGUCUUCGCCAUAAAGGAGGAAGAUCUCGGAACACUGGGGCUGCUCUACAAUUUGUGCGAGACCAUGUUUUCACAGAUUCAUCUGGGAGUAGAAGACUAGAGGGUGUCCCUCAGAUUCUGUUUUUACUUACUGGAGGCAAAUCCAAUGAUGAUGUUACCAGAGCUGCAUCAGAUCUAAAACAAACUGGUGUUCUAUCUUUUGCCAUUGGAAUGAAAGAUGCUAAACAACAGGAGCUUCAAAAAAUUGCCUUCUCCUCCAGAUUCCUUUUCCACCUGCCUGUCUUUGGUGAACUUUUGUCCAUUCAGCCGGAGAUAACUGCAUUUGUCCAGUCCAAAAUACAGAUUGAGCCUCCUACUGUUGUCGAUCCCAGCAGAAGAGAUGUUGUAUUUUUGCUUGAUGGUUCUGAUGAUUCUCAGCAAAGAUUCCAGGAUAUUACAGACUUUGUGCAGAGAGUGGUGGCAGACCUUAACGUUGAUGCAAACAAAGAUCGUGUGGCUGUGGUUCAAACUUCCGUCUGCUACACGGGAUGUAUUAUCAUUGUUAAUGGAGGCUUCCCCUCAUACGGAGCAAACUGCUCCUACAAAGGGUUUUGGUUCAAGGUCCAGCAUGACUAG
Paralichthys olivaceus (Japanese flounder) is the source of this 4864-nucleotide messenger RNA. Lineage: Eukaryota; Metazoa; Chordata; Actinopteri; Pleuronectiformes; Paralichthyidae. The record is from RefSeq and is a predicted model, not a curated record.